This is a messenger RNA of Colletotrichum godetiae, 1383 nucleotides long. RefSeq lists its product as uncharacterized. The record is from RefSeq and is a predicted model, not a curated record. The transcript is spliced from 2 exons. The annotation marks the transcript as partial. Lineage: Eukaryota; Fungi; Ascomycota; Sordariomycetes; Glomerellales; Glomerellaceae.
GCGAACACGAGACGGAAUCCCAACAGUUAUUGACUGUUCGGCCGAUGUACAACACGAACGCCUUGAGAGUAGUAACGACAUUACCAACAGCCGAAACAAUGACGGCCAUCACCACUUCGCUGCCGCGAUGCAAGGUAUCCAUGCAUUGACGAGCGAUCUUUACGAAGAAGCAUUGAGGCUCAAGACCAAAUCAAAGCAGAGAAGGAAGGAUAAGUCUAGGAAACAAAUUAUCACACAGGGAAGCGUCCGUACUCCGUGGAAGGUCGGUCGUCAGACUGUGAAAAUAAAGUCGCAAAACCUCUUACAAAAGAUUGAACAAUUGCCGAAGCCUUGGAUCGAGAGUCACUGCAAAGAGCUGGAGGCAGCUUUGACAUCUGCAAAACUUAUAGGUCCAAUAUCCCAGUUCUAUGGGGCUGUUGUGACUGGAGUAUCACUGUUGUCCCAAAUGGAUCCGGACCUGCAAUGGGGAUCGUUUGGUCGGAUUGCUGCAUGCCGAGACCUUCAAACCCGGGGCCAGGCUAUCCAAGACGUCCUUGAACAAAGCGAGCUUGCAGUACACGAGACAGCGAAUAGCCUGGUUUGGGUAAGCAAAAUGCUGGCCAGCAGUACGCGUAUCAUUCGACGAAAGCUAGACACGACCUACACAGAGACCGGCAGCCUGGACGAGGAGAAUCAAGUCAGACGAAGGGAUAGAGGAGCUGAAACUAUCCACCAAGUCGUCAAUCAAAUGUACCCUGAACAGCGUGGAAAUGCAUUCCUGGUCUACAGAGCGCUUGAGAUGCAAGGUGCCGAAGCUUCAGCAAGCGCUCGGGUGGCCAAGGAGCAUAUAUCGGCGUUUGUUCCAUCUGUUGUAACUCGCUUGAAUUCGGAGGACUGGGCUUCCGUCCACGAUACGGUCAGAAUAUUCCACUGUCCUGCAGUGCUAAGUUGGGCUCUGUGUCUAAGGUUUGCAUCCCUUUCUUGUUUCGCCGUUAGCUAUGCUAAAGUGACAAGUUACGAGGAAACCUGCAAGCACCUUGGAUUGAACAACUUUGCACAUAGCGAUCCUGGGAUAGCGACGCACCUUGAUGGAAUUGCAGAAAGGUUUAUUAAACUAAACAAAGAAUCACCGACAUUGCCUAGAGAGCAGAUACUUGCGGAGAAGAUGGCUCUGGAGACCGAAGCCGACGCUGUAAUGAGAGUACCGUUAGGAAGGCUCCGCACCAUCUGUACCGUUGAAGAGCAGGUCACGAGAAGUUCCAGUGCAAAUUACUGUACGCGCCAAAAGCCUGAUGAGAUGGCCACACAAGAAGGUGAUCCCUUCGCUUCUUGCUUCUCGCUAUCCGGUGGUGACGCAGAGCGAUGGUUCGACGACGCCGUCGAGAACGCCACAGUAGCUGGAUU